Molecule: messenger RNA, 2298 nt
Organism: Saccharomyces eubayanus
Lineage: Eukaryota; Fungi; Ascomycota; Saccharomycetes; Saccharomycetales; Saccharomycetaceae
Gene: RIX1
Product: Rix1p
Exons: 1
Coding region: 1-2298 (765 amino acids)
Biological process (GO): rRNA processing
Cellular component (GO): nucleus
Source: RefSeq, a predicted model, not a curated record
AUGUCUGAGGAAUUUAUUGCUGCUUCCACGCUGGCCAAAAAUUUGGAAUUCGCCAAAGGUAAUGAGUUCCAUACCAUUUUGACCACUUUACGAUCUCCACUAUAUAUCGAUGAACAUCUGCUGAAGUCUGAACUAAGCUUUCUUGUUACAAAGAUUUUGAAGUUGAUUAGAUCAAGCAAUGACUUUGAUCUUUGGAAAGGGUGCCAUACUUCUGUCGUAGUUUGCGCUUACAAUCCAUUGAUUCUAUCUACUCAUGGUGGUCAAUUAUUAGCUGCUAUUUAUUCUAGACUGGAACAGAAAACCGGCUUCUACUCAUCCGUUGUCUCUUCGUCACACGGAAAACAACUUUUUGAUACAUUGGUUUCCUCUAUGGCAGUUAUCAUUGAUUUAGUGAAAAGCAAACCUACUUUAUCAAGAGAAGCAUUAGUGCCCAAAUUAAAGGCCAUCAUUCCAACAUUAAUUACUUUGUCUCAAUACGAGCCUGAACUGACUUUGCCGGUUCUAAAAAAGAUCUUAAAGAGAAAUACCACCACUUUCAAGCCAUUUGUUAAUAAAUUUCGCAUUGUGUUAACAAACUUGAUAAAAUCUGAUUACGCGUCUUUAGGCUCAAAGACUCAAAGAUUAGUCUGUGAGAACUUUGCUUAUUUGCAUCUGUUAAAAAUUCAAGCAAGCAAUGCAAACGAUGACGAAUCCCAAGCACAUCACAAAGUUUACCCUGAUGCCAAUUGGAGAACAGGGUUGUUAUCUAUUCUAUCUCAAUUCAAGCCUAUCAUUCAAUUGUGUGAAGAAAUCUUGGAUUUUGAACAAGAUAAUGAACUACAGAAAUUGGUCAAGGCUUUACCAGUUGACAUCGAAUCGAACAACGAAGUCGAAUUUUUGCCCAAACUGAAACUAGAUUUCAACGCACCUUUAACUUUAUGGGAAAUUCCACAACGUUUGUCAUUAUUAGUUGACAUGCUUGUCGCAUUUAUCUCUUUACCUACUCCAUUUCCCAUUAGAGUUCCAUUGGGUAGUAUCAACUCUGUUUGUGAAGUUUUAUUAAGUGUCAGUCAAAAAUAUCUACCUUUGAAGAAAGAGUUGCGUCGUGAUAAUGAAUUGAAUGGUUCCAUCAAUAACAUUUUGCCUCAAAUCCAAUUCCAGGGUAUCAGGCUAUGGGAAAAUGUGGUUUCAAAAUACGGCAAAUGUGGUUUGUCACUUUUUGAAGGAAUUCUUUCUUCCAUUGAACUUUUUAUCCCAUUAAAGAAAAAGAGUAACAAUGAAAUCGAUUUCAAUGUAGUCGGGUCAUUAAAAUAUGAAUUUUUUACAGUUUUCAGACUAGUAAACAUGAUUAUGUCCCAUUUAGGGCAUCAAUUGAACACAGUCAGUGUUGUAUCUCAAUUAAUUGAUGUCGCCUUGUUUCUAUCCCGUGAUAGGACUUUAGUUGAUUCUUUAUUUAAAAGCCGGAAAGGUAACUUGAAGCAAACUAAAACUAAGCAAUCAAAGAAGAACAAAAACAACGAAGGUGCACUAUCCGAUAUUUUUACACAUCCAGAGCUGUUUGUGUUCAAAAAUUCCAUAGAUUGGUCGAACGAAAUCAAUGAAUUUUUCAUUACUUCUUUGAAUAACUGGAUUUUACCUUCCACACCACAUAUUCAAAUUUUGAAAUAUAGUAUUACUCAAUCUCUAAGAUUGAAGGAAGAAUUUGGUUAUAUUCCAGAAAGUUUUGUUAACCUUCUACGUUGUGAAGUUCUCCAUCCAGGUAAUGAACGUGUAUCCAUUUUGCCCAUUGCUAUAUCAUUAUUGAAGAACGCCAACGAUGAUUUAUUUGAACUACUGUGUCAUCCAAAGGUCCCUGUUGGUAUGGUCUACCAAUUGCACAAACCUUUGGACUUGGGCGAACAGGAGGAGCAAGAAGAAGAAGAAGAUAUGGGUGAGAGAGGGAACAGCGUUACUGGAUCAUAUUCGCAUGCGAUUGUAGACACGAAGGCCUUUAAAGCAUUGGACAAUUUAGAAAAUGUAGUUAUUCCUGAGCCUGAACGAACAGUUUCUGGACCAGUUGAUGAUGCCGCUGUAUUCAAAAAGAGAUCAGUAGAAGAAGUCUCCGAAAGGGAAACCACGUCGAUGAAUAAGAAGGUUAAAAUUGUGGAAGAGGCAACCUCGGAAACUAGCGAGGGAACUACUGUGGAAACAAUUGUGGCUCAAACAAAGGUUGAAGUGAAAUCAGCAGAGGAAAGUGAAGGUGAAGAAGAUGAAGAGUUUGAAAUACCAGCUAUCGAAUUAAGUGGAGAUGAAGAUGAAGACGGCGAGGGCGACGAAUAG